AUGCCUUGGCAGCCUGAUGCAGCUGACUUCAGGAUGGGAGGCUUUGGCCCCACGGCUGGGAGGUUCCUCUCCUUUGAAUGCUUCUGCAAAGAGCCAGAGGGAAGCAGUAGGCAUCAUACCCUGGCAUACCCUGGCAUCCUGGGGGCUUCCCAGGCAGAGCCAUCUUACCCAAGUUUUGCCCCAAGAUGCUUCCUGUCUCCAGGUUUGGCCCUCUGCUUGGGGACAUCCCUGUCUGAACCUAAACCCAGCAAGUAUGAGGUUAGCAGUGCCAUUGUCUUGCAAACCGGGCUGAGCAAAAAAGUCAAGGACCUCUUUCUCCAGAAGUCAAGCCAGUUUUUCAUCCUGCUGGUAGGAUGA
Rangifer tarandus platyrhynchus (Svalbard reindeer) is the source of this 357-nucleotide messenger RNA. NCBI's taxonomy places the organism in Eukaryota, Metazoa, Chordata, Mammalia, Artiodactyla, Cervidae. The record is from the annotation of a GenBank genome assembly.